Ahaetulla prasina is the source of this 1050-nucleotide messenger RNA. Its product is annotated as histone H3. Bases 236 to 646 code for a protein of 136 amino acids. The record is from RefSeq and is a predicted model, not a curated record. The transcript has a single exon. Gene Ontology annotation, cellular component: nucleosome. Gene Ontology annotation, molecular function: structural constituent of chromatin; DNA binding; protein heterodimerization activity. Lineage: Eukaryota; Metazoa; Chordata; Lepidosauria; Squamata; Colubridae.
UGUUGCACAUUUAUCCUCGAUCCCGGAAAAACGAACGAAGUCGCGUUUCCGUAAAUCACCUUCAAAAUUCCCGCAGCGCGCGGCACAUUUAAAUUCACCACGUGAUUGGCUGAAAACGGCAACCAAUCAAAACCAAGGAAGCAGUGUAUAAAUAGCGCGGCCGGUGGCGGUUUCUUUUUAAUUCUUCCUUUUGCGGCUUGCGGGGUGGUGGCUUGUCUUCUGUCUUCACAUCGAGAUGGCUCGUACCAAGCAGACCGCUCGUAAGUCCACCGGCGGGAAGGCGCCCCGCAAGCAGCUGGCCACCAAGGCGGCGAGGAAAAGCGCGCCGGCCACCGGCGGCGUGAAGAAACCUCACCGCUACCGCCCUGGCACGGUCGCCCUGAGGGAGAUCCGCCGCUACCAGAAGUCGACGGAGCUGCUGAUCCGCAAGCUGCCCUUCCAGCGCUUGGUGCGCGAGAUCGCGCAGGACUUCAAGACCGACCUGCGCUUCCAGAGUUCGGCCGUGAUGGCUCUGCAGGAGGCGAGCGAGGCUUACCUGGUGGGGCUCUUCGAGGACACCAACCUGUGCGCCAUCCACGCCAAGCGGGUCACCAUCAUGCCCAAGGACAUCCAGCUGGCCCGCCGCAUCCGUGGAGAGCGGGCGUAAAGAAGCAGGCGUGUUUGUUUUUUUUUUAUAAAAAGGCUCUUUUAAGAGCCAUCAAAUAGUCCACCAAAAGUGCUGAAAGCUACCCAAAACUAAGGCGGGAAUCUACGUUCCCCUCACCACCUUCUCUGUCACUAGUUUUUAAAAUUGUUUUAAUUCAUUAAAACGACCUCCCUUCGAGUAAAGUUGGAAGGGAUCUUCAAGUCCAACCCCCUGGAUCAUUGCACAAGAUACUAAGGAUUCGAACAGUUUCCGAUUUGACAAGCGGCUUAAGCCACUAAGAGCCAUCUAGCCCGGCUGAUACGCGCUUCUCACUUCUCGUGAUUUGUCGAAAACGCCCACUUCCACUAAUAUUUUCCCUCCCACAUUUAAAAAUUUGUUUCUAAAGCUCCCAGGAGAGGAUUAUA